Molecule: messenger RNA, 9509 nt
Organism: Porites lobata
Lineage: Eukaryota; Metazoa; Cnidaria; Anthozoa; Scleractinia; Poritidae
Source: the annotation of a GenBank genome assembly
GUCACAACGCAACUGACUGAUGAACAGCGCACAUUUUCAAAACAACUUGAACCUGAAUAAUGGGUCGAAAGGGAGAAUUUGCGUUGUUUUUUACCAUUACCAUUAUAACAUCAUUCGUCUUUAGAUUUUUGUGAGUCAAUCGGUCGAUUGAUAUGCAAUUUAUCCUUUCCAAUAUUGUUUGCUUGUUUUACUGACUGAUUGAACUCAAGAUAAUCACUCCUCAGGGUUUUGAAUGGUUUUUUCACCCACAUCAUAAAUCAUUCUCCUGGACCGUGCAAGGUAAUACCAGGUGAGAAUUGUUUCAUUUAUUCUUCAAACAGAGUAUUGCAAGUGUUUGUGACGGUAGCUCGGUGAACCAGAGGCAGCCCAGACGUAGUGUGUGUCAAUUUCACAUGGACAAAAUGGGAUGAGUCGUCGAAACUCCCAUGAACUAAAAUAGUCCAAAAGUCGAAAUAUGACAAAACAAAGCUAAGAUACCUUUAACUGAACGUCUCCUUCUUCUUUCUGGCCGGUUUUGUUGAGUUUUGCAAUCGUAGGUACUAUCCACUAAAGAAGAAUUAAAGGCUGGCUACAAAACUAACGGGCCAUCUCCACGCGCCUUCACGCGAAGCGCUAUAAGUUUGCGGUCAUGGCGAAGCGUAAAUGUCAUCACCACCAUCGUGCAGUUGCGAUGGGUUUUGUGGAGCCAGCCGGAGCACUCGUUAGCUGCAGAUUAGCUGAUGGCAAUUUGGAGCGGAUUUGUCGAUUAUUCUCAACUGAGGAAUUUAUAGCGCUUCGCGUGGAGGCGCGUGGAGAUGGUCCGUUUGUUUUGUAGCCAGCCUUAAAUUCUUCUUUAAUGGAUAGUACCUACGAUGCCUUCUACAAAAUGCCUCUUUAACCCGCCAGGAAGAAGAAACGUUCAGGGUAUGGUUUGUGCACUCUAGUCUUUUUUGAAGAAUUAGCUACUUCUUCAUCAUUUGGCGAUAAGACCAUUUCCCUUUUAAUGUUUACGCAACUACCGUGUACGUGCCGUAACAGCUUGUCACGCGCUCCGGUCACGCGCCGGGCUCCAGGGCUUCAGGUCUGAAAUACGGUAUCAAAUUUUUGAUCAGGUCUGAGAUAGGGUUGGGAAAAUCACAGAUUUUGGUUUGAAACAGGGUAAGAGUUUCAGGAAGCCUGUCGCGCACCCCCACCCAAUUUUUUUGGAAGAACACCCCCGGGUAGGCCUAGAUACAAAUAUGGCAAAAAAUGUUCUAAAUUUCUUUCUAGAAAUUCUCAUAAAAUUCCUAAAUUUCUUUUGAAUUUAGUCUAAAUUUCUUAAAAAAUCUUCUAAAUUUCUCAGAAAUACCAUUUUUUUCUAAUGUUAAUUUGACCCAUUUUUGGCUUUAUAUCAAUUAAAGACAUGAAAAAAAUAUAUACAUUAUUAUUUGAAUAGCAAAAGAUGUAUAUUGCAGGGCUGGUUUAUUUUAAGGUAUAAUAAGUAAAUAAAAACAUCUAAGCAACUCGAUUUCAUCAAUUUCUGUUUAUUAAUUAAAUAUUGCAAUUUGCCAUAAGUGCUUUGCCAGAACACGGAUCCCAGAUAACCGUCGUAGGCGUGACAAAACUGAAACAAUCUCAUCUUCUCUUCCUCUUUGUUCUUGUUCACUCGCCUGUUCAAUUUCCACUUCGAUAACUUCCGCCAUGUUGACUGAUUGAUUCCACGUGGCGUCGAAUUAAUUUGUAGGUACUUUGUAUAUGGUGCAUCUCAUUGUACUGCAGAAUAAAUCUGCUGAAUUGGUAGUAUCGCUAGCCUGCGCGCAGACGAAAUUAAACUCUGGUUAACUCCGUCUGCGAAACAGCGCCGAAAUCCUUGUUCUGGACUUCCAGCUGUGUACCCAGAUUUGAGUACGCGCCACGAUUGGCCAGUUAAAAAAGGCCUUUGUUUUGUUUGUCGUGAUCGCCAAUCAGGUUGAAGGGGAAUUCGAAACGCACUUCCGGUAAUUCGUUGAGUCCGUUGGGGGUCCAGAACAAGGAUCUCUGCGCUGCUUCGCAGACGGUACUAAUCAGAGUUUAUUUAUCGUCUGCACGCAGGCUAUAGUAUCGCUGGCUCGUAAAAGGACACGAAAUUAAUAUAAACCUUUUUUUUUUGUUCUUAUGAAGUAUCUUUUUUGUGAUAAUUGCUCUAAAUAUCACUUUUUUUUUCUAAAUUUCUCAAAAACUUCUAAAUAUCUCAAAAAAUAUCGCGAUAUUUGUAUCUAGGCUUACCCCCGGGCAUUUUUGGGUCAGAAAUGGGGGGUCAUUGUACCAGGCGUUCCUUGCGGACACCGUGGAAACUGAGACUAAGAAUCGUUGCGUGAUGGAGGCGACGCAUGUUUUGCGAAGAAAGCUUAGGAAAGAUUAAAUUUAGAGCUUUUCGGAAACGUGUCGGCCCAAGAAUUCGAUCGCUUGAAAUCGUUGAUUACUUUGGAGCAAGUGAACACUACUGAGUGGUCGAAAAAAAAUAAGAAUCUGAAUUAGCAAAAUUGUGAUGGUCUUCACUGUAUGCAAAUGAGUCUUGGGAUGAGCAUGCGAUUUAUUUUCGGCGAUGCAUGAUUGAAAAGACGUGUCAUGUAAAUCACUUUUUCGAUAUCUGGCAAUGAUGCUAUUUCUCUGGAAUCGAGGCCUUUGAAUUUUCGCAUAUUUAUACACGCGUAGAGCCUGCGAUCGCAGACGUAUUUCCGGUCGUCGCGAACACGCGUACUAAAUCAAUUCAGAAACAAGUUAAAAGUAUCGGCGUCGAUAACGUAGGAAGUAAAAAACAUUUAGCGAGUAAAUCUGUUUCGUUUCGUGUAGAAUCAAUCGCCCCCUCAUUUCUCAAUCUAAUCUUCAAGCAAGCGAGACUGAAUCCGCUGUAAGCGGCUUCUUGUUAUCAAUCAGUUACCACUGAGUUUUCCACCCUUAUGCUGAAUCAACAUAUUGAGGGUUUGUUGCAUUCAUCCCACUCUAAGAAAUAAACCUUUGAGCAAAGGACACACCACCGCGCCGAAAUCAAUCCACGAUUGAUAUUGCUGUGCGCAUGCCUAAGUUACUAAGCCGUGGGUUUCCACUGGUUUCCUCUUGGGUUUCACUUGGUUAUGUUGAUAUGGAUGUGUGCAGCCACUUGCUUUGGCUAAAUUAUCUCUCACUAAGCCGCUCGGGGGUACUUCACCGAUUCUGUUUCCUGUGUUUAAGCAAAUGGCUCUGAAGAUAUUGCUCUUCUUCCUGACGGACUUGUUUUUGUGUCUUCCGUGAGUAUCUUCUUUUUUGCAUUUUUAUUAUUUUCUUUUACACAGAUCCUUCGAAAGAAAUCAUGCUCAGCCUUGCACUCAUUUUGAGCAGUUGCAGUAACUAAGAAAGUUUUUUUAACGCUUCUCCUGCUGUGUGCCGUUCAAUAGGAUAACUGACUGGGCAGUACAAUGAGCUCACUAUGCAGAAUAUAAAUCUUACAAGCGGUAGACCUCAGGGGCUACUAGCAAAUGAAUGACAGGAGAAACUAUUUGCAUAUUAUUACAUUUGGGAAACGAGACAGGGUGUAGAAAUUUCUUCUGAGAUUAGAGUCUAUUUCGGUUGCCAUUCUCCUGUGUAAUAUCCGAAGUAGAUACCGGUCAUGAACUAGUGUUUGUGCAGUGUUAUUGUUGUCUUCGACACUUAACCCCCUUCAUUUUCGAACAGGGACUUAGCUACCAAUUGACUCCCAUGUACGAUAAAGACCUUGACAAACGGAAGGGUAAGUUGCUGACUUUCGACUUUAAUAAGCCUGCGGAGGAUCCAGUUGAGUUAACUUUAAAGAACUUCAAUCGCACGGGAUUUAACCCUCACGGGAUCAGCGUGUACCGGGACCCAGCCACUGGCGUGACGUCCUUGUUUGUUAUAAGUCACCGGCCAGACGCUGAAGCCGUUGAAAUAUUCGACUUCGAGAGGGAAACCCAUUCACUGAUACAUCGCCGUACUGUGAUGGACGAUUUGAUUUCGAGCCCGAAUAAUCUACAUGCAGUCGGUAAGUUGUGUUGCUCUAAUUAAGUCGCGGCUUCUCUUAAGACUUUCCUCAAUUUUUCCCUCCUCCAGUAAUGUGAUUUUCUUGCAUAUGCACCGUUGGCUGAUAAUCGAUUGUUUUCUUUCAGCUUGCGGUGCGUUUGCACGAAACCAUUCAAAUUCUGUUGAAGAUUUCAGUACAGUCAAACCCCGUUAAUACCUACGAACGUUCAAGGGACAACAGAAAGUGUCCGUAUUAAGCGGGUCAUGUUAUUAAAGUUAAAAAACCCCUUUAGUAGAACAAAAUACCAAGGAAAUAAAAGAGGACAUUAUAAGCAUCGUCAAAUGAAACUUCUCUAACCUUUCCAAAGCCGUCAUUACGCGGCUUAAGUCCACUGAAAUAUUUAGAAAUCGCUCAUUUAUGUGUCCGUUGUCCGUAUAAACGGAUGUCCGUAUUAAGCGGGUUUAAGUUUAGAGAAAAUGUAAGGGCUUAGCUCAUGGACAAAGAAAACUGUCUGUAAUAACGAGGUGUCCGUAUUAGGCGGGUGUCCGUUAAGCGGGGUUCGACUCUACUAUUUACACAAAUCCAUACAAAAACUUUCACACUUUGCGGUUCAAAAACUUGCACGGUGUUUUUGUCAGUUCAUAUAUUUUUCCAGACCCGCGUAAACGGGGUUUUAGCGGAGCUCUCUCGCGCGCGAAGCGAGCGCCAGCGAAGCACCAUGGGAAAUUGUUUCUGUAUCCGUGUUGUCUAAAGUAUUAAGCUUAGAUUAAUUUUCAUGUCCACAAAUUUAGAAUAUAGGGCAAGAGAAAGACAGAAAAAGAAAAAGCAGGAGGCAGGCCAGCGAACCUCAACGAGAAAAAGGGUGACAGAGAUCUAGGACUGAUCUAGAGCGAGAGAUAAAAAAAAACAAAGGAGACAUUUUUUUUAGGCUGGAAGAACAACAUGAAAAUUUUCUAGCGGCGGUGGCAAAAUGAGAAAUGCUAUCGGCCACCAAUGCAAAGUGAAAAUGAGCGACACCGAAAAAAAUUUGAACGAGAACACGUACGACAUUUCCUCCAAAAAACGUGUAACUAAGAAGUUUCUGGAAGUUUCACGUUGUGGUCGUGUAAAACAACGGCAAAGAAAUGUACAAAAAAAGUGUGCUGCACGUGCGCCCUCGGCGUUGCCUUCAAAAUAUUAUCGAGAGCUUCGCUUUUAGUCCUGGCUAAAUCUAUAUAUUAGAGUCUUGAAUUUGUUUGGAACACUAAGGGUAAUGAUGUCUUGAUUGUGGAAUGAACUUGUUGCUGUAUAUGACCUUCUUAGAAGUCGGGUAACAUGCCUGUGUCGACUAAACUGUUGUGUGCCUUGUAGAUUUAAAACACCAAAUCCAUAAGUUCGUGUAUAGUAGCUAAAUGGGAAAAAUUAGAUUGUAUAAGACUUUCUUUACGUGACAUUUUUGUCCGUUUAGAAGCGUCAUAUUUAUCUAGGUACAUUGUUAACUUAAUCGGUUAUAUUAGUGGUAGAGGGACACACAAAUAGACAAAUGCAUGGAAAGAAAUGUUUCGGUUGAGCAAUGAGUCCAACAAGAAAUCGUCAUAUUUGGUCUUCUAAAGAGUCAUCUUAGCUAUCCCAGGCAGACCAGUACUUAGAGGUCAAGAUCACCACCGGAUUAUACUUUUUAGCAAACGGCCUCAAUGAUAGCCUGUACACAGACGUUGUUUUAUCUUUCUUUUCGUUCUUUUCGAAAACAUCGGCGAGUGCGCGAGAACUAGCGUGUUUCUUCUUCUUCCACCUCUAUCCCCUUGCGCUGGUGGUCAAGAAAUCCCCUGCUGUUUUAUUUUUAUUACGCGCACUGGACGGACUUCGAAGAGAAAAUAGCGGGUCUGUGAACAGGCUACCUCAAUAAUACAAUUUUCAUUAAAUUGAUGGAGUCAGAUUAGCCAACUCAUGUUGAUCGGAUAGCGGCGAUAUUCCUAGUACAACUCCCAGACAAAGAGUGCUUCCAGGAAACUUAAGUCAUGAUAUGAGGGGGGCCUCUUUCACUUUUCGGAGUUUUAAAGAUUUAUUUGUAAUUUUUCAAUCAUACUGAUAAUUGUCCAAAUAUACCGGCCACUGUACGCGUUGUACGCCUUAAAGUGUAGAAUACUUAUCUAAUAAUUGGUCGUCUUUUCCUCUGUGACAGGUCCUGACAGCUUUUAUCUGACUAAUAUGAAUUUUUUCCACAACAAAAACAAAUUUCUUUGCCUUCUCCAUGCUGUUCUUCUACAUGACGUACUUCAUGGCAAUAUCGUCUUUUUCGAUGGAUUCAAAGCAAUCAAAGCAGUAGGUGGAAUUAAUGGUAACGGCAUUGUUAUGGAUAAAGAUGAAAGGUAAGGAAGUCGAUGCCUCAGUAGAGACUUUGAGGCAGUCUAUUCACUUGUAAAUGUAGUGUUUCUAGACUUUUUAGUGCACAUUAGAGGGGCUACGUCAUGCUACUUGCUGUCUUUAGAAAAAAAAACGUUUUCCGUGACAAUUGAAUUCAAAAAAUAAUGAUCCAGUUUUGCCAUUUAAUACUAUAUUUAGGCAUUGAAACUGUUUCCUGUCGUUUGUUACUACGGAUGGGCAAGGAUGAACAUGCCCAACUUUUUCAAGUUUUUAAUACUACAUGCCCACGAAAAUUGCCAAAAAAUAAUUAUUGUUGGUAUUCCGUGUUGAAAUUCGUUUGAUAUCUUCUUCAAAACUUGACUCAAAAUUUCGUGUAUGGAUAAAGACACCAAGUAAUGACGUCAUCACAGAAUUGACCUAAAACAGCAAUAUCCUGGUGACACCCUGGUCCCUUUAAGCCUGUAUUAAGCGAGCCUGUAUUAAGGGCCGGGUGAACUUCAAUUAGCGGUCACUUGUCAAAGUCUUCGAACUCGUUUCUCCUAGUUACCGCAAAGUCCGCCUCUUUUAAGGUCUAUCAUCAGUUGUUUCAUUGUCUUAACUUCCGUUGAAUAACCAUGGUAUAACCAAUCGUACUAGUGCACUGAAUAAAGUAGAUUCACACCUCAGCCCUACAUGGUCUGUUAUUUCUGCUAUUUCGGCACAAUAAGACUGACAGUAUGGAAAUCAACGAUUGGAUUGACAAUACUUGCUAAGUUAACAUAUACGUUAAUUAUUGUUGCAUUUUUUGCGUUCUUAAGAAGUGCCUCGGAAAAUUUCAGUAUAGUAAUUUUACUGCCUCGCUUACGAAAUGUUAUUCACCAAAGAAGUUAGGUCUAGUCUUAACACUCAGAACGACUCCAUCAGUGCUAAACUCUUUGUUCAAAUUGCAACAGAUUUUUGUGUUACUUUUUCAUUUGUAAUGACCUGUUGUUUUUACUGUCUUUACUAGCAUGUAUAGAACAUUCGUACACUUUUUACUUGACUUAAUAAUGACGACCAAGAAUGUCAAAACGUUGUCCUACGUCUUUUCAACGUUUUCAAAAUUUCUUACUGAAAAUAUUUUUAUGAAAAGUUUUUUCGCUAUUGUUUUAUAGUUUAAAACUAUAAUUGUGAAAUAUGAAUUAAUGCUUAUGACAAGCGCAUGAGAAAUUUGGCCACGAGAGAAAAGAUGUCCGCGCUGUCCUCCUAUUCUCUCAAGCGCAUCAUUCACUCAUCUUAUUAUCUUCUAUUCUGAUUGUAAUGGAUUAUUAGAAAGAGUCAAACCAACAUCAGCUCCGGAUUCGUUUUACAGACUUGUUUUUGCCUCCACUUCGUCGGGAAGAAGCGUUGCAGUUUUCAGACGUCGCCAAGACAACACUUUGGAAUUUUCUCAGGUCAAUUAAGCUAAGUGCUUAUUAGUAUCAUAUAAUGCACCUAUCAAUGUAAAGCGUAAAGCCAGAGGGGGCAGGGCAUAGGGUGGGGAUUUGAUUGUCUUUGUUGUCCCUGGGGUAGGGCAUUUGACUGAUCUUGUUCUCCCGGGGGAGGGGAUAUUUGAAUCUUUCUUCGCCCGACGUCGAGAUAUUUGACUGCCGACUCGCACGAAAAAGACUGACACCGAACAUGUGUUUCCCGCUUCUACGCUUCACGCACGCGCCAUACGGUUUGAAAAGAUCAGGAAGUCAUGGAGGCCAAUGAGAGCAAGCGAAGGCUGAGUGGACUUCACUGUGUUGUCUUCAAAUUUCGUUUGUUUUAGGGUGUUUUUGAUCAAUUGAACCUGUUAAUAUAAUGUGGUAUCAAAGUAAACGGAAGUAAAGAGAAACCGAGCCGAUUUUUGCAAGUACAGUUGAUUAGUGUAUGGCUCGUUCGCUACAAUCACUUAUAAAACUGACUUUGUUUGUACCCUUUACUAAGAACGGUACUAACGGUAUAUCUAGACUUACAAAAUGUGGACUUUCUCCUAAAGGUUUAUGUAUUCUACCCAGUGUGACACGGAUUAUGGUUAAAACGUAUAAUUGCAGCUGUAACAGGAACAUGUAUCUUUGGUGAUGCAGCAACGUUUAUAAAAGAUUGCAGAGUUUUAUUUGGAGAUAUUUUUAUUGUGCCUUUCUUGGGUUCUGCCUUGGGAUUGACAGCCAUGUGCAGCCUGGGGUGGGGAAAUUUGGUUGCAUUUGACUGGAAUGAUUUGCCCGUGGGCAGGGAAUUUGAUUGCAAAUUUUUGAAAAAAGUCAAAUCCCCACCCUAUGCCCUGCCUCUCCCCCCGCCGGCAUUACAUUGAUAGGCGCAUAAUACGUUAAGAUGGUCAACUGCGAAAUUCUUAUAAAUCUAUUCCAAAGAAAUCAGGUUAAUCAAUUAUCUUACGAUGACUUGAGCCGCUGUCCUGGAUUAUUCUAAAAAGCUGGCUUUAUACAAAUUAAAAGCAUAGAAACUGGCAUGCUCCUGGCAGUUUUGAUUCUUCGAUAAUAUUUUUAGAAUAUGUUAUAGUUAAGCAUUUCGCAGCUUUUGGGGUUAAGUUGUUUUACACAGUUUUUGCGGACAACAAGUCAGUAACUGAAUGUCUCCAAGGUUUGCCAAAAGGAGUCUUUAAUAUUCAGGAAUGAACGAGCAGCUUCUUGAAAAAAGGAAGUUUGCAAGACAUUUUGAAAAAAAUACGACAAAACCCUUUUCUUAGCCUUCGCUCUUACAUGCCUGGCUCGCUACAAUCAAAAUAUAUUGAAACAUGUGUGAGCUUUGUCUGUUUGGUUAAAUUUUUUUGAGGCACACUAGUUUUAUAUAUUAACCUUGCGAUGAAUGAUCGCCUUGUCGCACGGUAUUUCUAAACAGUGAACAGUAAAUGUUUGGCCAUUAAUAUUUUAUCGCUUUUUGUUUUUUUCAGGAUAUUAAGCUAGGAUCAUAUAUAGACAAUAUCAAUGUUGACCCAGUGACGGGAAGUCUGUGGCUAGCGGGAAUUCCUCGAAUAAUGGACGUUGUGGAGCAUUCGAACAACCUCAGUUUUCCUAGUCCCUCUCAGAUUUUAACGAUGCGUCUGGGAAAACCAUCUACAUCCGGGGUAGCUUUUCCUGAUUACGAAAUUCGCGAGGUUUACAAGAAUGAUGGGAAAGAAUUGUCAGUUUCUACGACUGCAAAUGUUUAUAAAAAUCGUCUCCUGAUUGGCUCGUUAGAUAGCAACAUGCUGUACUGUGAAAUCAAGCACUACUAA